AUGAACUGUUCCUGCGCAGCCGAGCGCUGCCCACACCUGCAGUACCUGAGAACGCUCCUGGAGAACAGCUGCCGGGAGCAGAUCCCUUGUGCGAGCCGCCAAACGUCGACAUCAGAAAAUUUGAAUCUUUGGCAGCGCUGGAAACCACUAGUGAUGCAGAUGUUGAAGCUUUCCGGAUGUUUUCUCGAAACGCUGAUGCUCGUCUGGGUGGCUGUCACGCGUGUGUGCCUCCGUCUCUGGCUACAGCUUCUCGAUACAAACCGUUCCGCACUGGCGUUGUUUCUGUUCUUCACCCUUUCGGUAAUCUGCUCGAUACGGAGCGGGUCAAGGUGA
This is a messenger RNA of Anopheles nili, 333 nucleotides long. RefSeq lists its product as uncharacterized. Lineage: Eukaryota; Metazoa; Arthropoda; Insecta; Diptera; Culicidae. The record is from RefSeq and is a predicted model, not a curated record. The transcript is spliced from 2 exons. The coding region runs from base 1 to 333 and encodes 110 amino acids.